UACGCAGAUGGGACAGCGAAUCCUGACACAAUAUUAAUAAACACUGCCCCGCCAUGCAAACAUGACUUGCCUUCAGCUGCGCCAAGCUGUGGUGGAGUCUCGCCCGAUACGCAUACGCUGGUGGCUGAGCGCUCCACGGUCAGGAACCGCAUCAGUUCGAUGUAUAUAAGGGGGUCUACAAGGGAGUAAAAUAGAGCAACAAUACAAUCACAUCAACAUGAAGAUCGCAUUCAUUCUCGAAACAGCCCUCUUCGGCCUCGCUGCCGCAUCCUGUCCCUUCGGCCAUGGAAACCACAAGUACCAGAAACCACGGCCAGAAGACAGCCGCUCUCCCUGUCCCGGCCUCAACGUCCUAGCAAACCACGGCUGGCUCCCUCGCUCAGGCAAAAACAUCGACCUGGCAACAGUCCGCAGCGCAGUGGCAGGCGCAUACAACUACGCCCCGACAACAUUCGACGAAGCCUUCCAGAUGGCGCUGGAUGUGAAUGUCUCAACAUCAGGAAACAGCUCGACCUUCCACCUCGCGGAUCUGCGAAAGCACAACGCUGCAGAGUUCGACGGGUCCCUCUCUCGCAACGACGCCUAUUUCGGGGAUAAUCUGCAUUUCAGCCCGGCUGUUUGGGGCACUGUCGCUGAAAGACUAAAUCUAUAUGACGCGGGUGACUGCAAUAGAGAUACAUAUGUUACGGUCGAAAUGGCAGCCAGAGCCCGAGCUGCACGAGUACAGGAUGCGAUGCGCGCAAACCCGAACUUUACCAACUCCAAGCUGGCGAUGGAGGGAAGCCCUGGGACGACUUCGCUGUAUUUGACUACAUUGUGGGACUAUGAAGCGGAUGGAGCGCCGAAGGCAUGGGUUAGGGCUUUCUUUGAGGACGAGCGGAUUCCCUAUAUUGAGGGAUACCAGCGGCCGAAAACCCCGAGGAACUUUACCGAUAUUGGAAAUAUGAAUGCUAGGGUGUUGGCUGUUGAUGCGAAGGCAUAGCAUCACUUGUUCAAUAUCAUUGAUUCAUUCCGGUUGUUUACCUAUUUACCAGACUAGCGAUCAGUAUACAAUAGAACACCGCAUGUCCUUUAUCUGGGUGUUUCCUUGAAUUAUCCUCCCCUAUAUCCUGUCCGAGUAGUAUAUGCUAUUUCACUCUGGAGGUUAUUGCUUAGCAGCCUUCAUGUCCUCUUCCCAAACAUUCCUGACCUCCUCGCUAAACGCAUCAUCUGUGAGUAUCCUCCACCCAACCACUCCCAUCCCUUUAGCCCAGUCAAUGGCCGUCUUAAAAGA
Messenger RNA from Aspergillus versicolor CBS 583.65, 1273 nucleotides. Its product is annotated as peroxidase family protein. Lineage: Eukaryota; Fungi; Ascomycota; Eurotiomycetes; Eurotiales; Aspergillaceae. Gene Ontology annotation, molecular function: peroxidase activity. The coding region runs from base 218 to 982 and encodes 254 amino acids. The transcript is spliced from 3 exons. The record is from RefSeq and is a predicted model, not a curated record.